AUGCGGUACUGUCACUCUUCAUCCUUACCAUUCCACCCAUCUCUCGGCUUCGGACGUGACGCUGCUUCGGCUCUCCCUCGUCGCCAGAAAACUUUAUCACUCCAAACGUCUAGGCAAUAUCGUGGGGGCUCUCGGUUGAUAUCUCCACCACAUUCCACGUCAACAAAGCAGUCUGGGUCUAGCGUUUCGGAUGAACAACCUCAGUCACGUGUCUCUGGACGGCAGUCUUCGUUUGAGCUAAAAGAAGGGGCUACGUUACAAUCGUUCCCAGGGCACUGA
Messenger RNA from Dicrocoelium dendriticum, 279 nucleotides. Lineage: Eukaryota; Metazoa; Platyhelminthes; Trematoda; Plagiorchiida; Dicrocoeliidae. The record is from the annotation of a GenBank genome assembly.